CGCGCGAUGUAAACGUUGCUUUGAGCGUGUGUUUUACAUCACGCACGCAGGAAGACGGAUGAAAAGGGAGAAAGAGAUAAAUAGAAAAAGAGAAAAAGAGAGGAUUGAAAGAAGGUAAAAUAGAAGAAAAAUCGUACGCGAAACGUGCACGUUUUGCAGAUACAAUCGACAUAAGCUCUGACGGAUAGGAAUCGAAAAUGGAAUUUUCUAAACUACGUGCUCUUUUGUGAUUCUCCUCCUGGAAUGUUUUACCUGCUUGUUGGUAUCUUAUCACGCCGGUUGCCGCGUUUUUGUCUGAUGUUGCAUAGAAAGCGAUGGAACGAUGGCUGAAUCCCUCAGUCCAUACAUUGGAAUCCUACUAGAUAACUUAUAAAACACAUGGCUGGCGAGAGAAUUCUUGAUUACCGUGCAUCUUGUACGGAAGAUAACGACGAAAUCGAAGGUCUUAAUGAGAAACUGAUACAGCUGUUAUCUAAACAGAAAUUUUUCUCCCCAGUUUUGCCCAAUAGUUUGUAUGAACAAGAAGAAGAUAGCAGUUAUACUAUAGACGCUAAGACUUCUAGUUCUGUGUCGUUCAGUCUUUGCAGACAUGACUGUUCUCUCCUGUGUCACGAUAGCCCAGCUAAGAUGCAGAGUGCAUCAAAUCAUCUUCCACCUAUUGGGGUAUUUUGGGACAUUGAGAAUUGUCAGGUUCCUAAAGGUAGAUCCGCCAUAGCGGUCACACAGUUAAUUAGAGACAAAUUUUUUAGUGGCUAUAGGGAGGCAGAAUUUAUUGUGGUUUGUGAUGUUCAAAAGGAGAACAGCCAAAUCAUACAAGAACUGAAUGAUGCUCAGGUUAACUUAAUACAUGUAGCUGCUACAUGUAAGAAUGCUGCAGAUGAGAAGCUUAAACAAACCAUUAGGAGGUUUGCUGACAUUCAUGGCAGCCCGUCGGCCAUAAUCCUAAUAUCUGGCGACAUUAAUUUUGCUGCUGAUCUCAGUGAUCUACGUCAUAGGAAAAAGAUUCAUGUGAUACUGCUGCACAAAAAGAAUACCUCAGAAGCGUUAAUAUUAUGCGCUAAUGAACAUUAUGACUUUAUGGAGCUCACGGAGCCACUGCCGUCCAGACCUCCACCAAAGGGUAAUGAAUCCUAUGACCUUCUAAUUAGUAACCUUCCCGAUGAAAUGGAUGUUAAUGUCAUUAAGCGUCGUCUUAAGCAAUUGUCUGAAAAUUGUGGUGGUCGCGUGAUAGAUGUCCAGUCAAAUACUGCCAUUGUACGCUUUACGUCGCACAGUUCUGCCGACAGGGCUCAGAAACGUAUGGAAGGAGAAUAUGUUUUUGGAUCGAAAAUAUUUGUAAAAUAUCUUGGGAAGGAGAAAGGAAAUAUAAUCGCCAAAAAUCUAGGAAGUAUUAUAACUCGAAGUAGAGCAGUCAGUGAAUCGGAAAUUGUUACUGAAUCUAAGCAAAGCAGCUCCAAGCAAAUGUAUGCUGCGAGUGCCUCUGUAUUAGGGACGAGAACCCUGCAAUAUCCGCAUUAUCAGUCUUCAUCGUCUGUAGUGGGUGCCUAUCCUCCUUUUAAUCCUCAUUGUGCACCUAUCAAUGGCCCAUCAUCGGGGUUGAUACAGCAACCGCCGAUAUUUUUGGGGAGGUAUUUGAAUAGCAACGAUGUAGCUUUUAGUAGACCAUUUAAUGACCUUAGAGUUCAGUCACCAAAUUUAAUUUGGCCAAUUGCGGGACCUCAGCCAUAUGGCCAUAUAUGGGAAGAACAAUUCAAAGCGGAAAAGUCGAAGGCUUUAAGUAAACGAGCACAUGUCCCGCAGGUUCGGGAUAAUAAUGUUACUGUUGCCACGUCUCGUACUCCUGAAGGUCUUCGGCGCAUUAGAGGUACACACGGUGCAUUUCUUCAUGCUGAAUGGCUUGGAGGACGGCAGUCGUACAAUUCAUUAGCUGUACCACUUAAUUAUAAUGUGCAAUCCAAUUCUUUUAAACGACGUAGCCCGUCCCCACUGUACGAUGCAUCGACUAGAGAAAAGAGUUCAUGGCAUCAGGUACAAAUUAAUCAGCAGCAGAUUUCUACACGAAACAAUAAAACACCAUCACCUUUCGAAAAUAAUAUGUUACAAGGGACAGGACAACAUAAUCAUACAUCACGAUCACAUUUGAGUGAUGCAGAAAAUGAAGAAGUAGAGAAAUUUUUUUAUCCUAUAAAUAAUCGCGUCGGACAAAGUACAAGUAAUGGCACUAAUAAUAUACCCAUUGAAUUGCAAGUAACAAAUUUAGAUCAAAACAUCGAUAUGAAAGACAUGAAACGAAUUCUUGCGUCCGUGUUCAUGGAGCACGUCUCGAGCUGUCAUAUUGCUAUAUUUAUGCAAUCAGACGGUAAUUACGCCGCUAGUGUCAAAGUACCUUCGUUAUCGGACGCACAGUAUGCGAUCUCGCAAUUACAUCGUCGUAAAAUAGGUUACAAACGCAUUUUGAUAUCUUACGCUCAUAUCGGUGGACCAAAUCUGCAACUUAUCCGAGCGCAAAUCGUAAUGCUCUUACAAGAAGUUCCGGGACACAAACUGCCAUUAUUCAAAUUCCGCGAGAUGUAUGAGAGCCGGUUCAUGAUAUCUAUAAGCGUGUCGGAACUCUACAAGAUGAGAGACGUAUGCGUGAUCACGGAAGAUCCGAGCGGCAGAAUGGUCUCGCUUCAUCCGGAUCAUAGAAACACGCCGUCGCCGUGCUUUAGUAAUACGAUACAGGAUGGGCAAGUUAAGUUACCGUAUUGUACAAUGCAUACGUCGAAACCGUUGUCAGACAAAGGCUGGGCGGAACAGGAAAUGGCAUCCCUACCUAACGUAAAAAUAUCCUUAAAACUUCUCGAGUCGCGUGUGAAACAAUUAUUAGCAUCGCAUAACAGCAUUCUACCUCUGCCAAGUCUACCGAACUGUUAUGAGGCUGAAUUCAAAGAACAAUUAGAAAUCAUAGAGAAUGGCGUACCUUUAGAACAUUUAAUAUCGUGCUUAUCAUGUAUUGAAUUAAGACAAGACAUCGGCAGCGUAAAGUACAUUGUGUGGAUAGGGAAGAAGGAUCACGAAAAUAAUCACGAUGAAAAUAAAUGCGUGAGUCCACCACUCGCGAAUCAGUUAGCCCUUUUUAGCCGCGAAUUGGUCGAUCUUCUGAAAACUGCUCCGCAUUGCCAAUUACCUUUUAAUCGAUUUAUACCAGCGUAUCAUCAUCACUUUGGACGUCAGUGCAGAGUUGCCGAUUACGGGUUUACUAAAUUAAUAGAUCUGCUUGAGGCGCUUACACACACUGUACAAGUAAUGGGAGAGGGCAAUAAACGCGUGGUUACGCUAUCGCAUCGUGCUCAAGUACGUAGAUUUACCUCGGAUUUAUUGCGUGUACUGAAAUCAAAAGCGAGCAAACAAGUGGCACUUUCAGAAUUUCCAAGCGUUUAUAAUCGAGUGAUAGCGAAACCUUGGGACAUCGUGGAUUACGGUGUAUGUGAUAUCGAAGAUAUUCUCAGCGAAGUGUCCGAAAACACAGUCGUCGUAACUCCUUUGGAAGACUGCGAUAAGAUGAUAGCCAUCCCCAAACGCGAGCAGACUGCUGAAGAAAUCGAACGAACGAAAUUAUUUGCUAAAGAGGUUAUUGAGCUGCUACAACACGCGCCACAAUGUAGGAUGCAGUUUAACAAAUUUGUACCUUCUUAUCAUCAUCACUUUGGCCAUCAAUGUCGCGUGUCAGAUUAUGGAUUUACCAAGUUGAUCGAAUUGUUCGAAGCAAUCCCGGAUAUAGUCAAGAUUGAGGAGGUAAACGGAGGCGAGCGACAGAUAUCCUUGACCGAAAAAGAGGGCCUGAAGGUUCUCUCCGAGCAAAUAACAAAAUUGGUGAUGCGUGCUAAAAGUGGCUUAAGCGUUUCGAGUAUCGCGCAAACGUUUCAACAUCAAUUUGGCUACGCGCUACGUCCCGAAUUGUUCGGCUGCAGUUCAAUGUUGCAGCUUAUGCAAAAGCUUGGAGAUACUAUUCAGAUUAUAGAUUUGGCCACAGGACCAGCUAUCAUCACAAUAGAUAAAUCACAUUUGCAGCAAACCACCCUCCAAUGCCGGCGCAUAUUAAUGGACCAACCCCAACAUAGAAUGCCUGUCCGAGAAUUCGUACAACAAUACUCUCAAUAUUACUUGAAGCAAUGUAAUCUAGAUGAGUUUAAAAAAGAUCUAACAAAUGUUGUUCGGUUUUCCAUGAUACAUAGUGAACAAUUUAUCGAGUUGACACCAUUGCAUCGCUUUGCCUGUGAGCUUUAUCGUGUAAUGAUGAAUUACGGUGGUACAUUAAACUUAUCGCAAUUUGAUGGGUCAUAUUUGAAUAUCAUAGGCUCGCCAUGUAAACCUGCACAAUAUGGUUUUCCAACAAUAACUGCACUUUUACAAGCUUUGCCUUGCACUGUAACGAUAAAGGAGACGCGGAAGAAAGCGAUUAUCUAUUUGAAUAAAAAGUUAGCUGCUGCUGUCGGUAUACAUUUGCCACCGGUGUACAAGCCAAUGUCAUCCUAUCACGAUACGGAUUCCAGCAACGAUUCAUUUGAUAGUGAUUCUUCCUGUCGCGUGAAUGUCCAUAAUGCUUUAAGCAUAAUGGACGAUCACGAGAAAUGGAUCGAUCAAUUGACAAACGUUAAUUCUUGGAAUGCAAAGGAUAAUAAAGCUGUAUGGUCGGAGACUUCUAACAAGCAUUGGAAGAAUUUGCCAAAUUCGGAGGAACGUCCGAUUAACUGGCCGAUUCCGGAAAGCGGUGGUGAAAGCUUUCUGAACAGUUUGAUACGUACACCGAUAAUGCGUAAUUUUCCUCCGCCACCACCCAAGCCCGACUCCCCACCCGAGGAUAUUAUGUGCAAGGAGGAACAUUGGAAAUCUUCAUGGAUAUCUCCGGCAAAAUUCAGCUAUCCACAAGAUGAACAUUCCACGAAUGUACAGGUUCCUCCGUUAACCUUACCAAGUUGGAAUCAAAUUCUGUCCAGUGACGGUAUAUCGAAUUUGCUGUCGCCAACUAAAAAUCUAUUGCCCGCUGCUGCUAAUCCUUUAUAUCCAUCUAUCUCUCCUUAUUAUCAUAAGUCUGUCGUUGCACCACAUCCGUCGGAGUUACCACUUCCUUCUCUAUCGCUAACACCUAAGAAAAAGAUAUUGGCAGAUAAUCAGAAAAAGACUGCUGCUAACGCGAGAAUGCACCUCAAUCUUGCUAGUUCCGACAAUGAAGAUAACGUUAUCGAUGAUGAGGAGAGCAGUGACAGUUACAGCACUUCUAGUAAAUUCUGAAACUGUAUUUAUCUCGCUAGUUAAAGGCAAGAGACGUCUGGCAGCCCAAUUCAAUCAGCCGAUCGAGCCAUAAGCAGAGAGUAGGUAAAGGAGAGAUAUUAAAAAGUGAUAAGCUUAGGAUCAAAAUCAGAUUGUAUUUAAUCAAUUUCUUCACGGAGACAACAAAAAAGACUUUAGUGGACUUCAAGUAAGAUCUUCAUCUAAAAUGGAUUAAAAUACCUAUAUAUUAUUCCAUGGAUGGUAGGUACUAUACUUAAUAACUAUAAUUUAUACUCAAAAUUUACAAAAGAUCUGUGUAUAGAUUAAAUGUAUAUGCAAACAGGAAGAAAGCGAUUAUAGCACGAAUUAUUUUCAAAGAGUAUGAAAAUAUACAUCGAGUAGAUAUAUGAUGUAAUCAAUCGUAAUAAAAAGUGCGUGAGCGAUGUUUAUAGCGAAUGACAUAUGCUGAUGGUUAGGAAACGUAUAGCAUUUUUCGUACUGUGAUAUAAUAGGGUAUAAAAAGAAGCGAAAUGAUUAUAAAUAUUAUACCAAGAAGGGAGCUUGUGUGUAUGGUGAGAUGGCAAUAAUUAAUCUUUCGGUAAUACACAAGAAGCGUGGCCCGGUAUAACUGUGAAUUAUGUGAUUACAUUAGAUUUGUUUACAUUGGAUCAAACUUUUUUAUCAACACUAUCAUUUGAUAUUAUUUUAAUCUUUACGUUUGUAUCAAAUUUACAAUCAAUUUUUACUUUAUUAUUUCGAUUAGUUAACGAUAUACAUAUCAUGGAAACAUAUGAUUUUUAUAUCCUGUAUUCCUUUUUUGUUUCACAUUCCUUAAAUGAAACUAGAAGAAUAUUAGACUAGAUUCCAUGAUCAUCAAGCUAAUAUGCAUUAACUAUUUUCUUUUGUAAAUAAAUUAUUGUUGAAACGCUUCUUCGCAUAUGUUCACAUUGUCAAAGAUGUGAGUUGUAAUUCAUAUAACAUACUAUAUGUCCGAAAAAGAUAUUACAUACAAUUGUUGCCAAUUACAAGAUAAGCGAAAUUCUCUUGUCUACCAUGCACCUUCAAUUAUUUAUCUUAUCUUACUAAUUUCUCUACAAUUCGCCAUUGAUACAUUUUUUACUGCUCAAUGUAUAAUUUUAUGAAUGUGUCAUGUGAAUGAAUGUGAUGACAGAUACGUGUAAAAUUGGAGUAUAAUACGAAUUGCUCUACGCGAGUUUCACAAUACGUAAGGAAUAGGAAAAUAAUUUUAUCGAUAAAAAAUUUUUGAUGUUUUGAAAUUAGUGCUUAAUUGUAUGGCAGAAUCAAAAGGAUAUAAUGUAAUGGAGUGCGAUGAGAUGAAAUUUUAACAAAGAUCGUUGAGACAAAAUUGUUUGGUAAGAAAUGGUGAUAAAUAUCAUGUGAAUUUUAUUAAAAGGGAGACGAGACAAAAAUUCGACUCGAAUAUCUCUGGAGCAGCCAUUGCGUAAUGUCUUUCCUUUCUUUGUUUUCGUUCAAAGAACGAUGACGGUAGUACGUGACUCUGCCUAAUGUAGAAUUUUUUAAAUAAUGUUCUGUUGAUAUAUUAAGUGCGUAAUAUAAGAUGUAUAAUAAGAAUGCAACUCAUUUUGAAUUGUACAGAAGGAAAUGAAUGCGUGAUCUCACUUUUAAUCUUCAUGCUCAUUAUAAAUAUGACAUGGAUAUGUAAUAAUUUACAGCAUAAAGAAAUCGAUUAGAUUGUAUUCUAGAAUUAUAGCUACAAUGGAUUUCAAGUUUUAUGCAAUACUAGAUUUGCUAGAUUUAUCGUAAUGUUAUUUUUUUAAAACUGAAAAAUUUGAGAUAUGUAAUGAUCAAGCUAUGAUAGAUAUAUCCUCGAGCUUGAAUCGGAAAAUUUGCGAUACAAAUGACAGUCAGGUAUUUUGGGUAUUAAAUAGAGUAUGAGAAUCGUAUGUAGUGACUUUUAAAAAUAUUUUGUUAAUUUAUUCCUAUAUAUUAAAAGAAAUAGUUUCGUUAUGUGUUGUAUAUUUAUGCAUAAUAAUGAAUCCAAUUGUAUUUUAUAUUUGCGUGAAAGAAUUGUCGUGAAUACGUGUCCUGUGAAAAAGAUUUUUAAUUCGUUUAAUCAAAAGUAUUCUGUAUAAUAUUCCGUUUGUGUAUCAUAUUGUGUAAGAUUCGCCAUGCGAGGUUGUUUUAUGUUCUAAAUGCCUAAUAAGUUUUAUUGUACACUCGAUUUUCUUUGGCAUUCCAAAUGAUAGAUGAUUAAUCUGAAACUUAAUGUUAAAACGAAGAAAAGCUGUAAAUGAAAUUCAUAUACAUACAAGAUGAUUUUAUUGUAAUAACAAGAGAAAUUGUAAUGUAUAAAUCAUCGAUGGAAUCGUGUCUAAACAAGUAUUUCAUAAAUUAAUUUGAUAUACAUGUACAAUAGGUAUAAUCUUUUUAUAUAUUGUACAAUGAAGGAAUAAAAGGAAAGAUUGAUUCAUGCAA
Molecule: messenger RNA, 7710 nt
Organism: Monomorium pharaonis (pharaoh ant)
Lineage: Eukaryota; Metazoa; Arthropoda; Insecta; Hymenoptera; Formicidae
Gene: Marf1
Product: meiosis regulator and mRNA stability factor 1
Exons: 25
Coding region: 379-5274 (1631 amino acids)
Biological process (GO): post-transcriptional gene silencing
Cellular component (GO): cytoplasm; peroxisome
Molecular function (GO): CCR4-NOT complex binding; RNA nuclease activity; mRNA base-pairing post-transcriptional repressor activity
Source: RefSeq, a predicted model, not a curated record